Molecule: messenger RNA, 1062 nt
Organism: Effrenium voratum
Lineage: Eukaryota; Dinophyceae; Suessiales; Symbiodiniaceae
Source: the annotation of a GenBank genome assembly
AUGCUGCGCACCCGCGCAGAGUGGCAGGACUACCGAACCAAAAUUCGGCUUGUGUGGAAAAACAGCACGCGCGUGGCGCUGCAAGUGCAUUGCGCUGAGGACGCUGCGUGCCAAUUUACUUGGCGCUGCACGUACUUUUUGCAAAGCCUAGGUCACGCAGCUGGCACACUCUUGGUCACCAGUACAGGGGAGCACGACCACAACUCCAAACCAAAGGUUGGCAGCAGACAGGCAAGGCUGUGGACUCCGCGUCAAGAGGAAGACGCAAGGAAGUACAUGGACGCAGCAGAGGCAGGGAAGCGCAGCGUGAAGCAGCUGCGAGAGCACAUGUUGUCCAAAAACCAUUUGGCAGAUUCCCUUUCGACCUUGCCGCAAAUGAGCACGUGGAUGCGGAAUUUCAACUGUCGGAAGAAGCAAGGCAAGAAAGUGGGGCAGCCGGCAGCCGCCGGGCGGGAAGUGGCUCCAACGCAAGUUGCUUUGGAUGACUGGCCGCGUGACGGCAGCGCGUCGGAAGACUUGUAUGUGUUGGAGCCAAGAGUUGUGUCCUCCACGGAAGUGUUUGUGCCGUACACAUGCAAAGGCAUGCUGUCGACGCUGAGCCGAUUCGUUGGGGGCGAGGUGAAUUUGGCUGUUGACGCAAAGAUGAAAGUCCUCAACGGCGGGGCAGGCGUGGCCACGUUGAGCUUGCUUGUUAAAGAUGGGCUGCGAAGCACUGAUGUGAACGCCGGCGCAGGCCGCGUGCAGGGAAAGGCUUUCACUACCCGAGCCAUGCCUUUCCUGCAAGCCACGAUGCACCAAGAAACGACGGCCAAUUACUUACGUCUUUUUGCAGUAGCCGAGACGCUGCGGGCUCAGUGCUGCCCUUCCCAGCUGCCUCUGAAGCAGUGCGUCCGGCAGCUGCACAAAGAUUUUGCCCCUGCCAUCGAAGCUGCGCGAAGGGAAGCCUUCCCGAACAGCCGGCCCUGCGAUGACUGGUUCCAUUUCAAGCAGAAGCGCCGCGAGCUCGAGAGCCGGUGCAAAUUUGGAGAUGCGGGCGGGCAAGUGCUGCAAGGCCCACGCUGA